Molecule: messenger RNA, 2769 nt
Organism: Xyrauchen texanus (razorback sucker)
Lineage: Eukaryota; Metazoa; Chordata; Actinopteri; Cypriniformes; Catostomidae
Product: BMP/retinoic acid-inducible neural-specific protein 3-like
Exons: 8
Coding region: 412-2712 (766 amino acids)
Biological process (GO): positive regulation of neuron differentiation; negative regulation of mitotic cell cycle
Source: RefSeq, a predicted model, not a curated record
AGCACUGGAGAAAGUCAUCCAACGUGCGAACCAUAGAACAGAGGAAUCCAAAGAAUACUUUAUGCUUCAUAUUGCUCCGAAGAGCGUUACCAUCGCACGUUUCCCUAGUAUGCAAAGACAUUUUCGGUAUUUUCCACUUUGUUCUCUGUGAGACGUGAUUCAACUUCCAUUGAGAGCGAGCGUGGAUUUGGGAACGCCUGCGCACCUGGUUUCAACCACUCCUGAUAUUUUGACGAGACCAGUUCCAUCUAUUCUGAAAGGAUCGUUUAUGUUGAUUUUUUCCCCAGUGGAUUUUAUAUUUAUUUAUUUUAAGUUGAAUAUUUUACACUUCGUAUUUUCUAUCUCUUGGAUACCUAUGAAGUCAUAUCAGGAGAAAGAAGGGAUUUGAGAUGAAACAUGUAUGGCUGAAGGAUGUGGGCUCGGAGUGUUGGUCCCAGACCGCCUGACCUAAUGCUCUUAUGGGAGGGGAUGGUGAUCUGUCUCCGAUGGUGCUGUGUGCUCGUCUCGCUGGCUGUGUACAUCGGCUCAGCGGCACCACUCGACUGGCUGCUGUCCGAUAAAGGUCCGUUCCACUGCUCCCAGGAAUUCAUUGAGUUCACCGAGAGAUACCAACACGGGUUUACAACCAGAUACAAAAUAUACAGGGAGUUCGGCCGAUGGAAGGUCAACAGCCUUGCUGCAGAGAGGCUGGAAGGCAAUGGGGUGGCCGUGCCCCUUGACCCUGACUUCAUCCAUAACAUCAGGCUUCUGGGGAGAAGGCCAAGCCUGCAGAAACUAACUGACAACAUCAUUAAGAAAUACGGGACACACUUCCUGCUCUCUGCCACUCUGGGAGGCGAGGAGUCCUUGACCAUUUUCGUGGACAAAAGCAAGCUUAGCAGAGGUCAGCAGAAUGGCGGUGUCUCCAACAGUACGGCUGAUUCACUGACCCUUGAAGCCCUUCACCAACUGGCUGCAUCCUAUUUCAUCGACAGAGACAGCACAUUGCGGAAGCUCCAUCACCUCCAGAUUGCCUCCACUGCCAUUAAGGUAACUGAGACCAGGACCGGCCCUCUGGGCUGCAGUAACUAUGACAACCUCGACUCUGUCAGUUCCGUUCUGGUUCACAGCCAGGAGAACAAAGUUCAGUUGCAAGGACUUCAGGCCAUUCUGCCUAGUUAUUUAAGAAGCAGUUUUGUUCAGGCUGCUUUAGGCUAUAUAGGCUGCAAUGCUGAAGGCCAAUUUGUGUGCAAAGACAAUGACUGCUGGUGCAAAUGCAGUAAGGAGUUUCCCCAGUGUAACUGCCCUGAGGCUGAUAUCCGCUCCCAGGAAAACUACCUGGAGCGCAUGAGGGAGGCCUGGAGGCAGGACAACCAGGAAUUUCAAGACUCAGAUGAGUUCCAGAGUUUCAUGGGUAAAUUACCAACACAGGGUGCUCUAAACUCAUCAAUCAGUCGGCAAUUGUGGAGUGCAGAUAGCGCUCUACAGCAACGCUACAGGCAGCUAGAGACCCGUGUCAGCCUCCUGCUCACCAAGACCCGUCGAACUGCUAACAAGCUCUUCAGCCUCAGCAAGAGAUGCCGCUCACAGCCCAAAAUAGUCUCUCUAAGGGAGAGGCCCUUGAGCUAUUGGCUACAAUUCACCCUCUCCAUCCUGUACUGCAGUGAGAAUAACCAACUGGGAUUUUACGCAGAGGAAUUACGGAGAUGUGCCUGUCCGUAUGAGAACCCCUCUUGCCAGGGUAUAAUCCCUUGCGAGGUGGGUGAUGGGCCCCGUUGUGCUUCCUGCUCAAUGGAAAACCGCACCCGCUGCUCCAGCUGCAACCCUGGUUAUGUGCUCAGUCAUGGUGUUUGUAAGAAUGCUGUACCUAACCCCACAGACCACUACCUGGGGUUUGAGACAGACUUACAAGACCUGGAGCUACGCUUCCUACUGCAGCACCGAGAUGGCCGCAUUGCUACAAAUGCCAUUUUUGUCAGCAACGAUGUGCGCCUCAACACUUGGUUUGACCCCUCCUGGAGGAAGAGGAUGUUGUUAACAUUAAAGAGUAACAAAUAUAAAUCCAAUCGUGUGCAUAUGCUCCUGGGCAUCUCGUUGCAGAUCUGUAUGACCAAGAACUCCACCUUAGAACCUGCACUGUCUGUCUAUGUCAAUCCAUUCGGUGGUAGUCAUUCAGAGAGUUGGACCAUGCCCAUCAAUCAAAAUGGCUACCCAGACUGGGAGAAGACCAAGCUUGAAAUUCCUUUGGACUGCUACAACUGGACCUUGACUUUAGGCAACCGAUGGAAGAGCUUUUUUGAGACAGUCCACUUCUACUUGAGGAACCGGAUUCGGACCGACAUUUCUCAUGGGAACGAUACCAUCUACUUUGAACCUCUAGAAGAAACGGAUGCCACUCUGAACUUUGGAUACAUGAAAAUCAACAAUAUGCAGUUGUUUGGUUACAGCAUGCACUUUGACCCUGAGGCUAUCCAGGACCUGAUCCUUCAGUUGGACUAUCCGUACACUCAGGGCUCUCAGGACUCAGCCCUGCUGCAACUAAUGGAGAUUCGAUAUCGGGUCAAUAGACUAUCUCCUCCUGGAUCACAGCCAUUAGAUUUAUUCUCCUGCCUACUUCGCCACAGGCUCAAACUCUCCAGCCCUGAGGUACAGAGAAUACUUUCCACAUUGCAAACUUUUAGUGCCAAACAGCCCUUCUACAAAGAGUACGAAGCAGCAAAACUUUGUAGUUAAAAAGCAAACCAAUUUAUUUUUGCCAUUGAUGUUUUUCUUUACUGACUGGAAAACUAA